AUGUGCAUCGUUUUCCUCACAACGGCGCAUCCCGACUACGCCCUCAUUGUCGUGGAUAACAGGGACGAGUUUAUCCUCCGCCCAACCAGCCGGCCAGAGUGGUGGCGGCACCCCAAUGGACCCGAGGUUCUAUCAGCCCGGGACCUCCAGCGCUCGGAAAAGGGCACCUGGAUGGGCAUCACCAAAGAUGGCGUCUUCGCUGUCUUGACCAACUACCGCGAAACUGAUGUCGAUGAUGCCGACCACCCUAUCCAUGCGAUUCGCAGCCGUGGGGACGGCGGCGUAAAGGGUGUCGGUGGUUUCUCCAUGGUCUGCGGCAAACUGAGGAAAAGUCUUAAGACGGAAGGCGGGAGGAACAUCGACCCCAUCGCCAUUGUAUCGAACCGCGCGAGUCACGUUGACCACGUUCCUUGGAUAGGCCAAACCCGUGGCGAAGUAUGCGCUCUGAGCAACAUCGGCUAUGGUGAUGUGGAUAGCUGGCCCAAGCUCGAGGAUGGCAAGCGGAUGUUGGGAGAGGUCAUCACCCAGGCGAUCAAGGAGAAUCUUAGCGAGGAUCAGCUUGUGGACAAGUUGUUUGGCAUUCUAGACGAUGACAAGCUCCCUCGCUACGAGGGCAUGAGCCUGAUGGACUAUGUUAGCGAAUUGAAACAGUCCAUUUUUAUUCCCGCCGUCGGUGAUGAACCCCACCGCAUAGAGAUGGAAGAAUCCAUGGCACGUGGAAAGACGGGCUGGCCGAGCGGAGACUCGCCCGCCGCCGAAGAGGCAGUCACCAUUCCUUCGAAUGGAACAAGCGACAGUGCUCCCAAGGUUGCGGAUAACAACCUCGGCUUCGCUACCGGCAUGUACGGCACGCAACGACAGACCAUGAUUCUGGUCGACUGGGACGGCCAGGUCACCUUCCGCGAGAGGGCUCUAUAUGACAGCCACGGCAACCCGAUCCCUCGUGGCCAGGCCGACGAAGUAUUCCGGUUCAAGAUCGAGGACUGGGACAACGACGACAGGUGA
This is a messenger RNA of Parascedosporium putredinis, 1005 nucleotides long. The record is from the annotation of a GenBank genome assembly. Lineage: Eukaryota; Fungi; Ascomycota; Sordariomycetes; Microascales; Microascaceae.